Miscanthus lutarioriparius is the source of this 1209-nucleotide messenger RNA. The record is from the annotation of a GenBank genome assembly. Lineage: Eukaryota; Viridiplantae; Streptophyta; Magnoliopsida; Poales; Poaceae.
AUGGAGCAGUACGCGGAGACGGCCAGAGAGAGGACGCAGGAGGACAAGACCAAGAACGUCAACGACUGGCUCCCGAUCACUUCGUCCCGCACCGCCAAAUGGUACUACUCGGCCUUCCACAACGUCACGGCCAUGGUCGGCGAUGGCGUGCUCGGCCUCCCCUUCGCCAUGUCGCAGCUCGGAUGGGGCUUGGGCACGGUGGUGAUCGUGAUGUCGUUCGUGAUCACACUGUACACACUGUGGCAGAUGGUGGAGAUGCACAAGAUGAUCCCCGGCAAGCGCUUCGACCGCUACCACGAGCUCGGGCAGCACGCGUUCGGCGAGCGGCUCGGGCUCUGGAUCAUCGUGCCGCAGCAGCUCAUCGUCGAGGUGGGCACCGACAUCGUCUACAUGGUCAUCGGCGGGCAGGGCCGCUGCAAGGACAUCCGCCUCACCUACUGGAUCAUCAUCUUCGGCUCCGUCCACUUCCCCCUCUCCCAGUUCCCCAACUUCAAUUCCAUCUCCGCCGUGUCCGCCGCCGCGGCGGUCAUGUCGCUCACCUACUCCAUGAUCGCCUUCGUCACGUCGGUGGUCAAGGGCGCCGAGGAGGCCACGGCCGGCGCCAUUGACUACGGGCUCAGGGCAAACACGACGUCAGGCCGGGUGUUCGGCGUGCUCAACGGGCUCGGAGCCGUGGCGUUCGCGUACGCGGGUCACAACGUGGUGCUGGAGAUCCAGGCCACCAUCCCGUCCACCCCGGAGAAGCCGUCCAAGAAGCCCAUGUGGCUCGGCGUCGUGGUGGGCUACUUCUGCGUCGCGCUCUGCUACUUCUGCGUCGCCUUCGCCGGGUACUACGCCUUCGGCAACUCCGUGGAGCCCAACGUGCUCAUCUCCCUCGAGAAGCCGCGGUGGCUCAUCGCCGCCGCGCGCCAACCUCAUGGCCGUCGUCCACGUCGUCGGCAGCUACCAGGUGUACGCCAUGCCUGUGUUCGACAUGAUCGAGACCGUGCUCGUCAAGAAGCACAAGUUCACCCCGGGGAUCCGCCUGAGCUUGAUCGCUCGCUCCGCCUUUGUCGAUCCCUUGCAUCAUCUGGCUCAUACUGCGCAAGCCAGUCAUGGUUCAUCAACAUUAUCUGCAUCGUGAUCGGAGUGCUGCUGACGCUCAUCUCCCCCAUUGGAGGCCUGCGGCAGAUCAUUCUUGACGCAAAGAGCUUCAAGCUGUACUCUUGA